AUGAAUAGGCGGAAUGUCCGAUUACCGCCCGAAGUUAACAGAGCCAUCUACGUGCGCAACCUACCAUUCAACAUCACAUCGGAGGAAAUGUACGACAUUUUUGGGAAAUACGGCGCCAUCAGGCAAAUACGCAUCGGAGUGACAAAGGAGACGCGAGGUACAGCCUUUGUGGUGUAUGAGGACAUCUACGACGCCAAGAACGCCGUGGAGCAUCUGUCAGGGUUCAACGUGGCGAACCGCUACCUCAUAGUGCUCUACUACCAGCAGGCCAAGUUCACCAAGAAGAUUGAUCAGGUAUGCUGUUGUGUUCUGCAGACCCAGCUCAACGUGGCCAAUCGGUACCUCAUAGUGCUCUGCUACCAGCAGGCCAAGUUCACCAAGAAGAUCGACCAGGUACCAGCAGGCCAAUUCACCAAGAAGACUGGCCAGAGGAAGAGCGAGGAGGAGUUGGGUAAGAGGCAGAAGAAGUAUGGCGUGUCGGGGGAGCAGAAAUAG
This is a messenger RNA of Closterium sp. Naga37s-1, 495 nucleotides long. NCBI's taxonomy places the organism in Eukaryota, Viridiplantae, Streptophyta, Zygnematophyceae, Desmidiales, Closteriaceae. The record is from the annotation of a GenBank genome assembly.